AUGGACCUCAAAGUGAGCCCGGCAGCCGAGGACACACCAGAAGCAAAAGCACCGCUGCUGGACCUCGAAGCCGUCGAGCGACGGGUUCGGACCCUCGAGACCGACGCCCGGACGCCCGAUGAGCCGACGCUGCACCAUCUCGCGACGCGCGAGCCCACCAGUUUUCACCAGACCACAAUAUACUACGGGUUGCAACGCGAGGACACGCCGCCGUGGCGCAAGUACGGGCUCCUGGCCACUAGUAUCGGAAUCGUGUUUCUGCAGUGCUUCGUCGCUGUUGGACUUGCCCACGGGGUCACCUUUAGCACGUGCAGCGAGCAUUCCGAUUGCUCACGCGGCACGUUCUGCGAGGGGGGCAUGUGUGAAUGGUGCUAUGGGCCACUCAGACCAUGCUGUCAAACCAACUCGACAGACACCUGCGUGCUGGACGAAAAGCAAACAACAGAAGAAGGAGGAUUUAGCGAUGAAUUGAGAGAAGAGAAGAAUAGGGAAGCUAUGUGCGCCGCGUGCACGACCAGCAAAGGAUUCGAGACUCUGCAGGACGUUGUGAAGGACCGGAUGGAAUCCAUGAUGCUUCAGGACUGGCUGACGCUCUUCUUGGCAUCGUUAGUCGUCGCCUGUGCAUAAAUCAACCAGUGAGCGUCGAUGGCCGAUGCGACGAUUCAGCACGAACGCGCCUGAAAUUUUGAUUUAUGCACAGGUCGUCGCGUUCGCCGUGUUCGCAGAGAUACGGGAUUGUAUGCUGUGCGAGAUCGCCUUGCGAGAAAUAUCAAAGCGGCGGGAAGUCCCACGAGGCUGGCGAUAUGCCAUAAAUGGCCUUAAUUAUGCCAGGUAUAUCUGUCUGCUUCCAAAUAUAAUUUACUCAGUCAUGGCACUUGUAUAUGAGGACGGCGGGCGAGUGAAAUACUUGUGUCUCAAUACCGUUGCAGUACUCUUUUUGUUAGAGGUGGAUAACCUGGCGUUUCUGCACGGUCUCGGCGAGCGCACCCGCAUGGAAGCAGAGCAACAUGCUCAUUCGGGGGCACGCGUCACGGAAGAUGACCUGCAGCUCAUGGGCGUGGUAAAGCUCGUGUGCGUGAUCCUCAUCCCCUGCACCGUUCUCGUCGGCGUCUGUGGCCAUAGCUGGGUUCCGGACGAGCCCGACACUUUUAUUAUUGCGUUUUUUCCUUUACCGUCUAUUGCCGUGCUGUUCGUGCAGCGUGUGAUGGCGAGUAGACGCAAGCUCAAGGGGGCCUGCAGCGGGCUCGGCUGGGCAAUUCUCAACUACUCUAUGUAUGGCGUAUGGGGGGGUUGUUUUUACGCGGUGACGUACAUGCAAGCCCAGGGACCAGAGGUCGUUCUUAGUUGGGGACCAUUGCCAUAUGCGCUCGCGGCGAUGCUUGCACUGACGCUCGUCAUAUCGAUUCUCACGGAUUUCCCACCCUCGCCGUCGACUGCGUCUUCGGGAUUGUCAUGACGCGCGCGUUUCAUCCGCGG
This is a messenger RNA of Pelagomonas calceolata, 1476 nucleotides long. The record is from the annotation of a GenBank genome assembly. Lineage: Eukaryota; Pelagophyceae; Pelagomonadales; Pelagomonadaceae.